AUGGCCGCCCCCACCUUGCUCUGCUCUGGUUCACAGCCCAAGGACCCCGGGUUAGAAGAGUCAAAAGUUCAAGGGGAAGUGCCCGACCAGGAGGAGCCCGAGCAGCCGGAGAUCUUGCCUGAGUUCGUGAUAGUUGAAGACGACGAUGACGACUACUACGGCUACCAUGAAGGAGGCUGGGUGGACACUGAUACUGAGGAGGAGCCCAUGGAGCUGUCUGAGGACCACCUUGACGCCACAAGUGACAGCAAUGAGGAUGCUGCAGGAGAAGACGGUGCCGAUUCAGAUGCUGCAGGAGGGGACAAUGCUGAAGAUGGUAACGAUGACCCAGCUGCACCCGAUGGUGGUGACGAGGACCCAGAUGAUGAUCCAUAG
Messenger RNA from Panicum hallii, 375 nucleotides. RefSeq names its product secreted acidic protein 1A-like. The transcript has 2 exons. The record is from RefSeq and is a predicted model, not a curated record. The coding region runs from base 1 to 375 and encodes 124 amino acids. Lineage: Eukaryota; Viridiplantae; Streptophyta; Magnoliopsida; Poales; Poaceae.